Molecule: messenger RNA, 1312 nt
Organism: Acanthopagrus latus (yellowfin seabream)
Lineage: Eukaryota; Metazoa; Chordata; Actinopteri; Spariformes; Sparidae
Gene: evx2
Product: even-skipped homeobox 2
Exons: 3
Coding region: 47-1312 (421 amino acids)
Biological process (GO): regulation of transcription by RNA polymerase II
Cellular component (GO): nucleus
Molecular function (GO): DNA-binding transcription factor activity, RNA polymerase II-specific; RNA polymerase II cis-regulatory region sequence-specific DNA binding
Source: RefSeq, a predicted model, not a curated record
GUUUUUUUUUUUUCCUCUCUUCCUCGUCGUCGUCCUGCACGGCUUAAUGAUGGAGAGGAUAAGAAAAGAGAUGAUAUUGAUGGAGAGAGGUCUGCACAGUCCCGUCGCAGGGAAGAGGCUCGCAGACACGCCUGGAAAUUCAGUGCUGGAGGCCCUGGAAAACUCUCAGCACAGCGGACGGCUCAGCCCGAGAAUAACUUCGGCUUCCCUCCAUGGAAAUCUUGGGGACAUCCCGACGAAAGGCAAAUUCGAAAUUGACAGUCUUUUCGGCUCGCACCACGGCAGCGAAAACACCUCGUCGGCGGAGAUUUCCUCGUCAGAGAGCAGGAAGAAAAUGAGCCUUUACUCCGAAGUUUCGCCAGAUUCAGAUAUCAACAGUGAUGUGGAGGUGGGCUGCCCCUCGCAUCGCUCCCCGAGCCAACACAAGGAAAACAACAAAGGUGAGGGUUUUAUUUCCAACCCUUCGUGUUUAUCUCACUCUGGCUCCUCGGGCUCAAACUCCCUCGCGAAUAUGAACGGCAAUGGCACGGGAGGCUCCAACAAUUCCAACAGCGACCAAGUGAGGAGGUACCGGACCGCGUUCACCCGGGAGCAGAUCGGCCGGCUGGAGAAGGAGUUUUACCGAGAAAAUUACGUCUCCAGACCGAGGAGAUGUGAAUUAGCCGCAGCGCUCAAUCUGCCCGAGACUACGAUUAAGGUGUGGUUCCAGAACAGGCGGAUGAAGGAUAAAAGGCAGCGCUUGGCGAUGUCCUGGCCCCAUCCGGCAGACCCCAGCUUCUACACUUACAUGAUGACGCAUGCGGCAGCUACAGGAAGUCUACCUUACCCUUUCCACUCGCACAUGCCUCUACACUACUACCCGCACGUCGGUGUCACGGCAGCAGCAGCGGCCGCCGCCGCCUCCGGCGCCGCCUCGUCACCUUUCGCCACCUCCAUCCGGCCCCUCGAUACCUUCCGGGCGCUCUCACACCCCUACUCGCGGCCGGAGCUCCUGUGCAGCUUCAGGCACCCGGGACUCUACCAGUCACCCGCAGGCCUGAACACUUCAGCGGCGGCAUCGGCGGCGGCGGCGGCUGCGGCCGCGGCGGCGGCGGUCAGCGCCCCGUCAGCCACCGGGCCAUGUUCGUGUCUGAGCUGCCACAGCAGCCAGGCGGCCAGCGCGCUGGGCUCCAGGAGCGCCAGCGCUGACUUUACCUGCACAGCCUCGGGGCAAAGAUCCGAGAGUGGAUUUCUGCCGUAUUCUGCCGCAGUUCUCAGCAAGACCUCAGUCCCGUCACCAGACCAACGAGAAGAAACCUCACUUAACAGAUAA